Molecule: messenger RNA, 1114 nt
Organism: Synchiropus splendidus (mandarinfish)
Lineage: Eukaryota; Metazoa; Chordata; Actinopteri; Syngnathiformes; Callionymidae
Gene: rpsa
Product: ribosomal protein SA
Exons: 7
Coding region: 155-1072 (305 amino acids)
Biological process (GO): ribosomal small subunit assembly; cytoplasmic translation
Cellular component (GO): ribosome; 90S preribosome; cytosolic small ribosomal subunit
Molecular function (GO): laminin receptor activity; structural constituent of ribosome
Source: RefSeq, a predicted model, not a curated record
CGCUCAGUUCGGGAACCAAUCAGACGCUUGGAUUUGGGGUAUAUAAAUUACGUCACUUCCUCCUCUCGUCCUCUUUUCACCGUGUGCGCAGGUUUCCAUACGGCGUUGUUUCGUGCUCUCCCGUCUCACUCGUAACGCAGGGAAAGUGGUCACGAUGUCCGGAAAUCUGGAUGUCCUUCAAAUGAAGGAGGAGGAUGUGUUGAAGUUCUUGGCUGCGUCAACUCACCUGGGAGGGACCAACUUGGACUUCCAGAUGGAGAAUUAUGUCUACAAGAGGAAAAGUGACGGUGUGUACAUCAUCAACCUGAAGAAGACCUGGGAGAAGCUGCUGCUGGCAGCCAGAGCCAUCGUUGCCAUCGAGAACCCAGCUGAUGUCUGCGUCAUCUCCUCCAGAAACACUGGGCAGAGAGCCGUGUUGAAGUUCGCCUCUGCUACCGGCUCCACCACCUUCCAUGGCCGUUUCACCCCUGGCACCUUCACCAACCAGAUCCAGGCUGCCUUCAGGGAGCCCCGCCUCCUGAUCGUGACAGAUCCCCGUGCCGACCACCAGCCACUGACUGAGGCUUCCUACGUGAACAUCCCCACCAUUGCUCUGUGCAACACCGACUCUCCCCUGAGAUACGUGGACAUCGCCAUCCCCUGUAACAACAAGGGUCACCACUCUGUGGGUCUGAUGUGGUGGAUGCUGGCCAGGGAGGUCCUGAGGAUGAGGGGCACCAUCUCCAGGGAGCACCCCUGGGAGGUCAUGCCCGAUCUGUACUUCUACAGGGAUCCUGAAGAGAUCGAAAAGGAGGAGCAGGCGGCUGCUGAGAAGGCGGUUGGAAAGGAGGAGUUCCAGGGUGAAUGGACCGCUCCUGCUGCCGACUUUGCUCAGCCCGAGGUGGCCGACUGGUCUGAGGGUGUCGCUGUGCCAUCUGUGCCCAUCCAGCAGUUCCCCGCAGCUGCUCCAGCUGUGAAGACCGGGGAAGUCUAUUCCGAGGACUGGAGCAACCAGGCGCCCACUGAGGACUGGUCCACUGCUCCCACUGCCCAGGCCUCUGACUGGGGUGGUGCAGCCUCUGACUGGAACUAAGUCUCAUGUGGAAGGCAACAAUAAAAGUGUUUUGUACACAGA